UUCCUGUCCUCCAUCUUGCCUCCUCCUCCUCCCCCUCCACCCCCACCUCCCCCCUCCUCAACGCCAUGGGACUCCCCAGAGGAAACAGCACUAUCAAAGCGUUCCCCAGGAAGUCCUCGGUGACCCGGACCCCCCGCCAGUCCUCUGACUCGGACAUCCAGGGCUCCAAAGACGCCGUGAUCCAGGACCUGGAGAGGAAACUGCGCUUCAAAGAGGAGCGCGUCAGCAACGGGCAGCAGAAGUUAACCUAUGAGGAGAAGAUGGCCCGCCGGCUGCUGGGGGCCGAUAACGCCGCCACCGUGCUCCAAUCAGGAGAGAGCGAGGAGGAGCCCAGCACCACACAGGACGGCAGCUCUUCUGAAUUUUUCCCUCAAAAGGAGUACAAGGUGUCCAGCUUCGAGCAGCGCCUCAUCAGUGAGAUCGAGUUUCGUCUGGAACGCUCCCCGGUGGAGGAGUCGGACGAGGACGUGCAGCACGACGAGGACUCUGCGGGGGGAGCGGCGCCCUCCUUCCUCCAGAAGAUCAAACACUACAAAGUGUUCGAGGGCAUGCCGGUCACCUUCUCCUGCAAAGUGACCGGAGACCCCAAACCCAAGGUGUACUGGUUCAAAGACGGGAAGCAGAUCUCAAAGCGCAGCGAGCACUACCGGAUCAGCCGCGGCUCCGACGGGACGAGCUCCCUCCACACCGCCAACGCCUCGCUGGACGACGACGGGAACUACACCAUCAUGGCCGGAAACCCCCAGGGCAGGGUGAGCUGCACUGGCAGGAUGAUGGUUCAGGCCGUGAACCAGAGAGGACGCAGCCAGCGCUCUGCACCCGGACACAUGCGCAGGCCCCGGUCCCGGUCCAGAGACAGCGGCGAUGAGAACGAUAACAUCCAGGAGAGACACUUCAGACCUCACUUCCUGCAGGCGCCCGGAGACCUGAUCGUUCAGGAGGGGAGGCUCUGUAGGAUGGACUGCAAGGUGAGCGGGCUGCCGACCCCUGACCUCCUGUGGCAGCUGAACGGACAGACGAUCCGCCCUGACUCCGCCCACAAGAUGCUGGUGAGAGAGAACGGAGUCCACUCAUUGGUUGUUGAGCCGGUGAGCAGCCGAGACGCCGGGAUCUACACCUGCAUCGCCUCCAACAGGGCGGGGCAGAACUCCUUCAACCUGGAGCUCAUCGUGGCAGCUCGUGAGAUGCACAAAGCCCCCUCCUUCGUGGAGAAGCUCCAGAACACCGUGGUGAGCGAGGGUCACCCGGUGAGGAUGGAGUGCCGAGUCAGCGGGGUGCCGGCCCCCCAGAUCUUCUGGAAGAGGGAGAACGAGUCCUUCACCCACAACACGGACAGAAUCAGCAUGCACCAGGAUAACUGCGGCUACCUGUGUAUGAUCAUCCAGCCGGCGAUGAAGGAGGACGCCGGCUGGUUCACCGUCUCCGCCAAGAACGAGGCGGGAAUCAUAUCGAGCACCGCACGCCUCGACGUGAACACCCAGUGGCAGCAGCCCCUCGCCCCCCGGAUGAAGAAGGUCCGCCCCUCCAGCAGUCGCUACGCCGCUCUGACGGAGCGAGGACUCGAUGUGAAGGCCGCCUUCUUCCCUGACUCCUCCCCCCUGCAGCCUGGGGGCCUGGUGGAGAGCGAUGACCUGUAGACCCCCCCCC
Trematomus bernacchii (emerald rockcod) is the source of this 1647-nucleotide messenger RNA. Its product is annotated as palladin-like. Lineage: Eukaryota; Metazoa; Chordata; Actinopteri; Perciformes; Nototheniidae. The record is from RefSeq and is a predicted model, not a curated record. The coding region runs from base 66 to 1637 and encodes 523 amino acids. The transcript is spliced from 12 exons.